AUGCCCAAAAGCACAUCACGUGGUGGUAGCACAAAUACACUGCAGCAACAACAACAAUCAGAUGAUUCAGAGCAAUCAACAACAACAACUUCACCUCCCGAUAAUGAUACCAACAAUACAAAAAACAAACGUGUCGUUAAAACACCCUAUACUAAAAGAGCCUGUAUAAGUUGCCACAAGGCUAAAGUUAAAUGUUCUCAUGAGAGACCAUGUCAGAGAUGUAUUACCAAACAUAUUGAAUCAACAGCAACAGCAGCAACAACAACAUCAACAACACAACAACAAUUAGCCUUGAUUCCUAAUCACCAAUUUUGUCCCAUGAUUUUACUUCCAACAACAGCUGGAGGAGUUGGUGCUUUUAAUGCAGCAGCCAUGUUUCAUCAUCAUAAUUUAGUAAUGCCAACAACAACAGGAGCUGGUUCUAAUCCAGCUGCACUUGCACUUCAACCAACAACAACCACUAGUACUAGUACAGGCUCAUCUACAAAUUUUGUGAAUGGUUAUCCUGCCUCUUCUUUGGCAGCAGCAAGUUUCAAUCAAAUUGUUGAUGUAACCGAUUCAAUAAAUAACAACCAUCAUACUACAACAUCAUUGGUCACUACACCUUCUUCAUCAUCAUCAAAUUUAUUAAAUAAUUAUCAUCAUUAUCAUCAAAAUAAUAGUGGUGGUGCUGAUUUAAUGAUGAUGGAUGGAAAUGUUGGAGAUGAUUCACCAUUCCUUUCUAAACAUUCACCUGGAUUGUUUUUCAAUGAACAUAGCAUGAAUGAUGACCUUUUUUCAACUUCUCCACUUCCUCAUCAUAAUUCUGGUCAUAACUCAACUGGAUUUAAUCAUCGUUCAAUUAUUAAUGAUGAAGGUAUUGACGAAUCCAUUGUUGCUUCUGAAUUGGUUAAAGAUGAUGAGGAAAUUAAUCAAGCUGAUAGUACAAGUUUAGUUGACAAUUCCACAGCUAUGGAGCUUCAACCAUACAAGUCAAAUCCUUCAAUUCAUCAUAAUAAUAAUAAUGAUAUUACUCAUUUGGGUAAUUUAAUAUGUAUGGUACUUCAAAGACAGGACAAACAAGCUAGAGAUUUGAAAGAAUUGAAAGAUGACAUUAUUGAGAUUAAGAAAUAUCUCAUGCCAAAAGGUUCAAAUAAUAAUAAUGGAAGAAAAUCAUCUGCCUUAAGACCAAUUGAUUGAAUGAAGAGAUUAGAAUAAGUUAUUGGCUUGGAAUAAUUUUGAAACAGUUGGUACUGAUGAUGUAGAAUAUAGCCUCAAUGAAAAGGUUGAAUUCAAAACAUCUAUCUAGAGAAUGGAGAACAUAAAUUUUAUUUUUUGACAAUUUUUCUUCGCGUUCAAUUACAAUGAAGAAUACUGAUAAGUGAAGAAACAAUAAUUAGAAUAUUCUUCUUAAGAAAAUCAAUGGAGAAAAAAUUUGAAAUCUUGGAAAUAGUUUUUCAUUUUGUAAUUUUAGACGGGAAGCCUGCCAGGAAUAUGGCGACAAUCCCGCUACAGUCUUUGACUGUAUGAACGGUGAAGGCAACGAAUCUAUUGAUUGUUGGUUCAGUAAGUUUGUUGUUUUGAAAAGCUUGCUACGUGACCAUUUAUUUAUCAUCUUUGAAUUUUAUCUAUUUAGAAAGAGAAACUUGUGGUUGAUAAAUAAACGAUCAAAUUUAUCC
Messenger RNA from Naegleria gruberi, 1658 nucleotides. RefSeq lists its product as uncharacterized. The record is from RefSeq and is a predicted model, not a curated record. The transcript is spliced from 2 exons. Gene Ontology annotation, biological process: regulation of DNA-templated transcription. Gene Ontology annotation, molecular function: DNA-binding transcription factor activity, RNA polymerase II-specific; zinc ion binding. Bases 1 to 1179 code for a protein of 392 amino acids. Lineage: Eukaryota; Heterolobosea; Eutetramitea; Acrasida; Naegleriidae.